UUUUAUGUUUUCUUUCAAUUAUUUCGUACGUUAAGAAAAAGCUUAUGUUUCUAUUAAGAUCUUAAACUUUGUGGUAUUUUUGGGGGUUCAAAUUCCAACUUGCUUAUUGUUGAAAGCAGAGAUUUUGUUUAGAUACAUGAAAAUGUUAGAUUUUACCAGCACUUGACGAAAAGGGGAAAAAAGGUUGAUUUUGGUGAUCUUUCUUAGUUAAAACCGAUUUUAUUGGGGGACAAACAUGAGCUUCAAGAACUUUGGAAGUAACCAGCCGCCGUCAGCUGACGCCGGCGGCGGUGGAGGCGAUAAUAAGCCUCCCAGGAAUUAUCUAAUAAGUAGACAGCCAUCAAUCUAUUCUCUGACCUUUGAUGAGUUCCAAAGCACAAUGGGUGGAAUAGGCAAGGAUUUCGGGUCAAUGAACAUGGAUGAGUUGUUGAAGAACAUUUGGAGCGCUGAAGAAACUCAAACAAUGGCUUCUUCCAGCGUAGGCCUGGAGGCAAAUGGCGGGUUACAAAAGCAAGGGUCUUUGACUUUGCCAAGGACGCUUAGCCAAAAAACUGUGGAUCAAGUUUGGAAAGAUAUGUCAAAGGAGUUCUCUGUAGGGAAAGACGGGAAGAUUGGAACUGGAGUGGCUGAUAAUAUGCCACAGAGACAGCAAACUCUUGGGGAGGUUACACUGGAGGAGUUUUUGGUGAGGGCUGGUGUGGUUAUAGAGGAUAAUACCCAAUUGUCCGGGAAGCUUAAUAACGUUAAUGGCGGCUUCUUUGGGGAAUUACGUCAAGCGGGGAGUAAUGCUGGGUUUGGAAUUGGGUUUCAACAAGGUGGAAGAGGUCUGAAUUUGAUUGGGAAUUGGCUUCCUAAUGAUGGUAAUCAAAUUGGUAUUCAACCUUCCAAUUUGGCUUUGAACGGAGUUGGAUCAAACCAGCAGCAGUUACCUAAUCAGCAAACUCAUCAGCAACAACGGCAGAGGCAACCGAUUUUUCCUAAGCAAUAUGGUUUGGAAUAUGGAAGUCAGAUGCCUUUGCAAAGUGGUGGUCAGGGACUAAUUAAUGGUCUUGUCCAGGGUGGUGGUGGAGGGAUAGGUUUAGGAGGGGCAGUUGGUGUAGCCACUGGAUCACCUGCUAACCACCAGCUUUCAUCAGAUGGGAUUGGGAAGAGUAGUGGAGACACUUCCUCUGUUUCACCUGUUCCUUAUGUGUUUAACGGAAGUUUGAGGGGUAGGAAAUCCACUACCGUGGAAAAGGUUGCUGAGAGGAGGCAGAGAAGAAUGAUUAAGAACCGAGAAUCCGCUGCAAGAUCACGAGCUCGAAAGCAGGCUUAUACAACGGAAUUGGAAGCAGAAGUUGCAAAGCUAAACAAGGAAAACGAAGAAUUGCAGAAGAAACAUGCACAAAUGAUGAAAUUACAAGAAAAUCAGGAAUGUGAGAUGAUGAAAAUGCAACGAGGAGCAAAGAAGCGAUGCUUGCGCCGAACACAGACAGGUCCAUGGUGAAUUCAAAGUGUUGUACAUAUUUAAGUCGAGGGAUAAUGAACUAAUCGGGUGUCAGACUAAUACUUAAUUUUUAUUCCCCUUUCACAGUAUGUUUGUUUGCCAUGGAAAUGGAAACGGAGCUAUCAAUCGUGUCUUUUUGCACUGUU
Molecule: messenger RNA, 1632 nt
Organism: Hibiscus syriacus
Lineage: Eukaryota; Viridiplantae; Streptophyta; Magnoliopsida; Malvales; Malvaceae
Product: ABSCISIC ACID-INSENSITIVE 5-like protein 5
Exons: 5
Coding region: 236-1486 (416 amino acids)
Biological process (GO): positive regulation of DNA-templated transcription
Cellular component (GO): nucleus
Molecular function (GO): DNA-binding transcription factor activity
Source: RefSeq, a predicted model, not a curated record